GUCUGAUCAUAUGACCAUCAACUCGACUCCACUUCCUGAAACUCUGCAGCAGUGUCACACUGUCCAGCCUGCACACACUACAGCAAGACAUCCUCCCCUCUGAGCAGGAAACGAAACCGAGCCUCAGUUGAACACUAGCGUGUGUGUGUGUGUGUGUGUGGGUGUGUCUCUGUGUGUGUGUGUGUUGGAGCAGGCCCGGUGGUGCUGUGGCCUAAUGGCAGGUUUGAGGACCGGAGCUGGAGCGACAAGAACCUGGCAGAGAAGACACUCUGCAGCCGUCACACUCCUCGCGCUGCUGCUCACCUGUCGCGUCAGGUGUUCUGCACAAAGUGCCAAACCGAGCAAUAUCAUCCUCAUCCUCGCCGACGACCAGGAUGUUCAUCUAGGGGGAAUGACCCCUAUGAAGAAAACUAAAGCCUUAAUAGGAGACGCAGGAGCAACAUUUGUGAAUGCUUUCACAGUCACGCCGCUGUGCUGCCCCAGCAGGAGCAGCAUUUUGACGGGUCAGUACCCCCACAACCACGAGGUGAGGAACAACUCCCUGUCUGGGAACUGCUCCAGCUCUCUGUGGCAGAAAGGCCCCGAGUCCACGGCCUUCCCGCUCUACCUCAGCAAACAGAAGUACCAGACGUUCUUCGCUGGGAAAUAUCUCAACCAGUACGGGAAAGACGUAGGAGGCGUUGGCCAUGUUCCACCUGGCUGGGACCAGUGGCACGCAUUGGUGGGGAACUCGCAGUACUACAACUACACGAUUUCAGUCAACGGCAAAGAAGAGAAGCACGGCGACAGUUAUGAAAAGGACUACUUCACAGACCUCAUAACGAACCGGUCCCUCCACUUCCUGGACGACAGGAGCCCCCAGCAUCCGUUCUUCCUGAUGCUUUCUCCUCCAGCUCCUCAUUCCCCCUGGACGGCAGCGCCGCAGUACCAGAAGGAGUUCAACGACGUUAAAGCUCCUCGAGACGGGAGCUUUGACAAACCAGGGAAGGACAAACACUGGCUGCUGCGUCAGCCUGUCAACCCCAUGCCAGAAAGCUCACUCACCUUCCUGGAUAGUGUGUACAAGAAGAGGUGGCAGACCCUGUUGUCUGUGGACGACAUGGUGGAGUUGCUAGUCAAGAAACUUGAAAGCAUAAAGGAACUGGACAACACCUACAUCUUCUACACGUCAGACAACGGCUACCACGCAGGUCAGUUCUCUCUGCCCAUUGAUAAGAGGCAGCUGUAUGAAUUUGACAUCAGGGUCCCGCUCAUGGUCCGCGGUCCUGGCAUCAAACCUAACCAGACACUGCAGGCUCCAGUGUUGAAUAUUGACCUGGCUCCCACCAUACUGGACGUAUCUGGCGUCAACCUGUCUUCUGUGAACCUGGACGGGCAGUCUUUCCUCUCUCAGAUGGCGCCGUCGCUGCGUAAUGGCACCGCACGUCCCUUUUUCCUUGUUGAGUACACUGGAGAGGGACAUCUAAAAACAGAUCCUGCUUGUCCUAAACUGGGCCCUGGACUGUCUCAAUGUUUCCCAGACUGUGUGUGUGAAGACGCCUUCAACAAUACCUACGCCUGCGUCAGGACCCUCGACAAAGAACAUAACCUACAAUACUGCGAGUUUGCAGACAGCGAGUCGUUUGUUGAAGUGUACAACCUGACGUCAGACCCCCACCAGCUGGAGAACAUCGUGAAGAAGGUGGACCCGACCGUCCUGCAGGCGAUGAACCAGCGGCUCAUAAAGCUCCAGUCCUGUCAGGGGGACAGCUGCCAUAACAUCAAGUAAAGAAGAGGCACCUCACUGCAGGACGCCGCCAAACAGAGACUGCUUCAUACUCUCAGUGGAAGAUGUGGUCGGUUAAUCUGACUGUUAAGUCGCAGGCAACUUUUACCACAAGUAUGACAGUGGGAUCAGGCUUUUUCAUAUCCGUGUUUACUAUUUUUGACAUGUUCAAUAGGAAAAGCACAGGUGUAAGUAAUAACAAUGAAUGAUGGCUGGAUUCUAUUUAGCUGCUUCAGUUUCAGGGUCCUGGUAUUGUGCAUGCUGGCUCACUGUCACUCUGUCACGGUUUACUGGGACAUUUGACUAGAACAUGGCCAUUGUUAAAAGAGAGGUUUUUGGGAAAUACGCUUAUUCGCUUUCUUACUGAGUUAGAAUCUGCAGAUUGAUCCAACUCUCACGUCUGUACGAUAACUAUGAGAUGCAGCCAGCAGGUGGUUAGCUUAGCUUAGCUUAGCUUAGCAUAAAGACUGGAAACAGCUAGCCUGGCUCUCUGCAGCAGUAACACAAUGUGCCUACCAUCACCUCUAAAGCUCACCAAUAACAUGUUAUAUCUUGUUAUUUAAUUCUUCCAAACAGAAGUGUGAAAAUGACACAUCGCCGUUUAAGGGUGGCUUUCUGCCAGACUAUUUCUUGUGUCGGGAAAGAAGAAAUAGUGAAGUAACAUAAAACGUAGCUACUUUUACAAAUAAAACUAUUUUGUUGUACGGACUCUCCACCAGAAAGCGAACAAGCAUAUUUCCCAAACUGCUCCCUUUUUAAUGUUAUUAGUAACACCUGUGUUUUUCUUACGGUGACAUGUCAAAACUUUUAUUUGUUCUGUUUUUUUUUCCCCGAGCUGUGCUCGUAUAUCUAUGCUGAGUUUAUUAGUAUUUUAUUUUAGGAUAAACUCCUCACCCGGUUCAUAUUGGGAAGAUGUACCGUUCUGCCAGUCAGUCCAUACAAACUGCACUAUAAACUUACUUCUUUACUAUGUUCAGGGUUCAAAUGCCAUCCGAACAUUUUUGUUCUUGAUCGACACACAACCAAAGUUUCGCUGGUACGCUGUAGCUGUCAUUAAUCAAAUCAUCUCUAAAGGAAUAGUUUGGGAAAUGUAGAUGAGGAGGUCGAUGCCACUCUCACGUCUGUCUGUCCAUAUAAAGCGAUCACCAGGAGCUGGUUAGAUUAGCUUAGCACAAAGACAAUUUGGAAAAAGGGAGAAAACAACAAGCCUGUUCAAAGAUGAUAAAAACACACAGAGCAGCUGCUCGAUAAUCAACAUGUUAUAUCUUGUUUGUUUUUUAUUCAUGAAAUUAAUCAUUUUUUAUGGAGGUAUGUAGAACUGCUUCUUGAGUCUAGCACAAGAAACCCUUAAAACCACAACUUGUCGUUUUGGUUUCUGCACAAAUUCAACAAACAAUAUAACGUUUCGUGGCGCUGCAAUGUGGAUUGUGUUUCCUUUGCACAGAGCCACGUUGGCUGUUUCCAGUUUUUAUGCUAAGCUAAGACAAGCAGCUGCUGGCUUUAUCUACAAUCGUAUCGCACAGACCAGAGACCAUCUUCCCAUCUAACAUGAUGUCCAAAAACUAUGUGUUUUAAGGUGAACCUACGUUGUGCACGGCUCUGUUCUAUUGUUGAACUCAUACUUUUAUCUCUGCAGAACUUGAGUUGAAGCCGAAUGUCUUUCUCAGAUUAGAAGAAUGGACACAACUUUUAAAAUGUUUAAUCUUGAAGUUUGUUUAUUACAUAUUUUACAGUGUAUUAUUGUGACAUUUAUAUUGAGCUUUUUUAAACAGAAAGAUGGAAAAUGUGCUGUGAUACUUUUGAGACGUGAUGAGGAGGUUGUAAUUGAGAGGAAUUUGAGGGGAUAUUUCACCUGGUAAUAUAUGAAAUGAACGCUUUGAUCCUGUGUGCCUUGUGUUUGCACUGACGAGACUCACGUGCCUUAAAUGUGAAUGUAUUUGCACUGUGAUUAAAUAAAAAAAUAAAAAGAAGCAUUUAAA
Cottoperca gobio is the source of this 3744-nucleotide messenger RNA. It is a transcript of the gene gnsb, whose product is annotated as glucosamine (N-acetyl)-6-sulfatase (Sanfilippo disease IIID), b. Gene Ontology annotation, molecular function: glycosaminoglycan binding; N-acetylglucosamine-6-sulfatase activity. The transcript has 13 exons. NCBI's taxonomy places the organism in Eukaryota, Metazoa, Chordata, Actinopteri, Perciformes, Bovichtidae. The record is from RefSeq and is a predicted model, not a curated record. Gene Ontology annotation, biological process: glycosaminoglycan metabolic process. The coding region runs from base 215 to 1768 and encodes 517 amino acids.